This is a messenger RNA of Diachasmimorpha longicaudata, 1739 nucleotides long. Its product is annotated as ornithine decarboxylase-like. Gene Ontology annotation, molecular function: ornithine decarboxylase activity. Lineage: Eukaryota; Metazoa; Arthropoda; Insecta; Hymenoptera; Braconidae. The record is from RefSeq and is a predicted model, not a curated record. Gene Ontology annotation, cellular component: cytoplasm. Bases 189 to 1463 code for a protein of 424 amino acids. The transcript has 8 exons.
AUAGGUAAGCACCUAUACUCCUAGGAGGUAGCACCUAUACUCCUAGGAGCUGUAAAGCCUGUCGGUUGAGUCCGGUCUUAUCAUAGCUAAUCAUUCGUCCUCAAACCAGUAACCAGUCCGAGGUGAAUAAAAACGAUCAUUGCAGUGUGGAAUAAAUCAGUGACUGUGUAACUCUACCUGGUUACGGUAUGGCACAUUUUGACUUGUCAGGCAUCACUCUUUACGACGAUGAGAACAGUACUCUCGAUAUUAUGAAAAAUAUUAUUGAAGUGAAUGGGGAAGAAGAAGCAUUUUAUGUCCUUGACAUUGAGGAUGUGAUGAAGAAGCACAAGAGAUGGCUUGAGAAUAUGCCAAGAGUUGUUCCACAUUUUGCUAUCAAAUGCAACCCAGAUCCUACAGUGAUCCGCCUAAUUGCUGCUCUCAAUGGUAGCUACGAUUGUGCAUCAAAGCAAGAAAUUCAAUUAGUGAUGGAGAAUGGGGUAUCUGCUGAUCGCAUCAUAUUUGCAAAUCCCAUCAAAGGAAUUCCACAUAUCAGAUACGCUAAAAAAGUUGGGGUCGAUAGAAUGACUGUUGACACGCCGGAUGAGGUUUUGAAGCUUAAAAAUAUCUAUCCAGAAGCGAAGCUUGUAGUGCGUAUCGCGAUGGAUGGCUUCGAAUGCGGAAUCACAUUCAGUAGAAAAUUCGGUUGUGAACCAACAAUAGAGACUGUAAAGCUCAUGAGCUUUAUCAAGGAAACCGGAAUGUGCCUCUACGGAUUCAGUUUCCACCUGGGGAGCCCUUGCUGGGAUGCCAGUGCCUUCGGCCGAGGGAUCGAUACCUGCAACGAGCUCAUUAAACUCGCUGAAUCGAUGGGGUUCAAAGACUGCAAGCUCAUUGACAUCGGGGGUGGCAUUUCUGGUAUCAGGGAUGAUGCUGUCGAACAGGUGGCCGCGUCCGUUAAUGCUGCCCUGGAGAAUGUCGAUCCAUCGAUCGAAAUUAUCGGUGAACCAGGGAGGUACUACGUCGAGUCCGCUUUCACCCUGGGGGCUUGUGUUCAAGGAAAGAAAUUUUUCGAGGAAGGAGGGACUGUCAAGCGAUUUUACUACAUCAAUGACGGAACGUACGGGGCCUUCAUCGAGGAACUAUUGCAGACCAGGCAGCAAUUACCAAUGCCAUUAUACGAGUUGCCGAGCGACGAAAAACACCUUUCCGUCAUUUGGGGACAGACCUGCGACCCUUACGACUGCGUUAUAAAAGGAUCAGAAAUUCCGGACUAUUCGAUUGGGGAUUGGAUGGUAUGGCAUGCUAUGGGUGCCUACAGUGGCUCAAAUGCAACAGUAUUUAAUGGCUAUCCCCCUGCCACUGUUUUUCCGAUAAUUAGGAAAACCGCUCUCCGACAACUGCUCACUGAGCUGCAGAAUCUUCAGAAAAUUAACCAAAAUGGUAACGGUGAUCAUCGCAAUCACAACGAAUGCUCCCGGUGACAGAGAAGUCCUAUAAAUAUUCUGUCAGUAGUUGUAGAAAUUUGUUUUGAUGUCAGGACGAUAUUUCGCUUUAUGCCAACGAAAUUGAUAUAGUAAACACAGUGGAUAAUUUGUACAGAAUUGUAAUAGUUCCAGUCUUUGAUUCUCUAUCCUACGCCGGCUACACUGUGUUCAGGAUGGUGGAGUUGAUGUAUCCAACUCUGUUGCCGAAUGGAGCUUUUGAGUUUGUAACGAAGUAGUAGCUUCCCCGCCUGCAAUAAAAAUUAUUUUCAUUUA